Molecule: messenger RNA, 1287 nt
Organism: Prorocentrum cordatum
Lineage: Eukaryota; Dinophyceae; Prorocentrales; Prorocentraceae
Source: the annotation of a GenBank genome assembly
CGGAGGGUCUCAUGGUCUUGAAGGAUGUUCGUCUGUCCAGAUCCGACCGUGCUCCUGCUACCGCACCUCCUGCCGUCUCUCCUGCGCAGGCGUUCUGGCUCGAGGCAGCGGCCGGGCUUCCAGCGUUGCGCCCAUGGCCUCUGCAGCAUCGUCCAUUGCGCAGAGAACUUUCGAGCUGGAGAACAGAAUCCAGCAGGUGGACGACAAGGCGAUGUACAAGGUUGACGAGGCAGAGCAGGAGCAGAUCUACCAGGCCCACCCGUGGAGGGAAGACGUGCACUUCUUCAAGCUCGUGCGCAUGUCUGCCGUGGCGCUCGUCAAGAUAGUGAUGCAUGCAAAGUCUGGGGUGCCGCGCGAGGUGAUGGGCCUCAUGCAGGGGAAGGUUACUCCCGACGGUUCUUUUGUCAUCAUGGACGCCUUUCCGUUGCCGGUGGAGGGAACAGAAACGCGGGUCAAUGCCGGCGCGGGCGCCAACGAGUUCAUGGUUUCCUUUACGGAGGCGUGCGAAAGGUUGGGCAAGGGCGAGAACGUCUGUGGGUGGUACCAUUCGCAUCCAGGCUAUGGCUGCUGGCUAAGCGGUAUCGAUGUGCAGACGCAGAUGACGUACCAACAGCACCAGGAGCCCUUUCUCGCGGUGGUGGUGGACCCUGUGCGGACCCACUCUGCGGGUAAGGUUGAUAUCCGAGCUUUCCGGACGUACCCUCCAGGAUACACCCCACCCGGUGAUAGUCCUUCGGAGUACCAGUCGGUUCCUCUGGAUAAGGUGGAGGAUUUCGGGGUCCACUGCAAGCAGUACUAUCCGCUGCCCGUGGAGAUCUUCAAGAACAGCAUGGACUGCUCGAUCCUGGAGCUCCUGUGGAACAAGCACUGGAUCGACACGCUGUCGACGUCCCCGCUUUUGCAUGGCCGCAGCUCCUGUAAUCAGAUGGUGCGCGACUGCGUCCAGAAGAUGGAGCAGAUUGACGCCGCAGCCGCGGCGCAGACCCGGCUGCGGACGGCGAUGCAUGAGCCGCACAGGCACAGGGAGGACGGUUUGUUGAGCAAGGUCUCCAUCGACGCGGCCAAGAGCGCUGGGGAACAGGUGCAGGGUCUCACCAACCAGGUUGUCAAGCUCGCGCUCUUCCCCCACAGGUGCCGACCUCAGGCGCCAGCUUCCAGCGGGCCGACGCUGCCACCUCCCUCCCCUCGUCCUCCCUGGAGGUCCCCAAACACCCAGAGGCCUUCGACAUGGAUGAGAGCACUUCCAGAAUGGAGGAGCGAGCGUCCUGAGUGGAGAUCGGGUCCCCC